Messenger RNA from Danio rerio (zebrafish), 7663 nucleotides. NCBI's taxonomy places the organism in Eukaryota, Metazoa, Chordata, Actinopteri, Cypriniformes, Danionidae. The record is from RefSeq and is a predicted model, not a curated record.
UUAUUUUCUAAGCAUAACAGCUUGUGUAAGGUUGUUCAUGCUAUACAUCCAAAAGGAGGCAUUUUUAUUUAAUAGCAAUGGGGUGCAACUUCCUUAAUAAGUGACGUAAAAGGAGUUGGGAUCAGCGCGCAUGCGCGGGAAAGCAGAGCAGCAGCCGCAGCACGGAUCAGUGCGCGAAACAACAGCAGACAUGGCAAGAGAUGGCGAGGGACGCGAGCACACCGACACCAUGCACUGCUGAAGGGACGGGGGCCUUAACAUUUAGAAAAAAUAUUAAAACUUUAUAAAACAUAGAAAAAAGGGAAAAAAUAGAAAAGAAAGCAAAGAAAAAUUACUCCAUAUAAGAACAGAACUUUUCCAAUGAGAGCACUUCUGUGGACACUGCUCCGCUAUAUCAGAUAGAUGAUUUGUCCACAAGCUUGCACGUAUAAUGAACGCCCAGCUGUCGAUGGAGAACAUUGGCGAUCUGCACGGAGUGAGCCAUGAACCGGUCCACAGCGCGGCGGAUCUCAUGACCGGAGACAGCGCUCAUCACAGGAGUCAUCGGAGCAGUCUGUCAGCCCAUGCGCGCUCCAUGGGCAUGGCUUCAAUCCUGGACAGCGGCGACUAUCAUCACCACCGGCCCCCGGAGCAUCCCGGGCUCGCCACGCACCUGCACCCGGCCAUGAGCAUGGCAUGCGAGGCUCCCCCCGGGAUGAGCAUGAGCAGCACCUAUACCACCCUCACUCCGCUGCAGCCUUUACCGCCCAUCUCCACCGUCUCCGACAAAUUUCCGCACCACCAUCAUCAUCACCACCACCACCAUCACCACCCGCACCAAAGGAUCCCGGGGAACGUCAGCGGGAGCUUCACCUUGAUGAGGGACGAUAGGGGUCUGGCUCCGAUGAACAACCUCUACUCUCCCUACCACAAGGAUGUUGCCAGUAUGGGACAGAGCCUUUCGCCCUUGUCUGGAUCCGGACUGAGCGGCAUUCACAACUCGCAGCAGGGGCUGCCGCCGUACGCGCACCCCGGGGCCACCAUGCCCGCCGAGAAGAUGCUUACACCCAACGGAUUCGAGGCACAUCACCCCGCGAUGUUGGCUCGACACGGGGAGCAGCACAUGAGCGCGUCUUCGGCGAGCAUGGUGCCGAUCAACGUCAUCCACCAUCACCCGCACGCCCAUCUCAACGCCCAGGGCCACGGACAGGUGCUGGGCUCCACUCGGGAGCAGAACCACUCCUCCGUUCCCGGAUCGCAGCUCAACAACGGUAGCAGUUCGGGUCAGAUGGAAGAGGUCAAUACCAAAGAAGUGGCCCAAAGGAUCACCACUGAACUCAAAAGAUACAGCAUUCCACAGGCCAUCUUCGCCCAGAGGGUGCUGUGUCGCUCGCAAGGGACGCUUUCGGACCUGCUCCGGAACCCUAAGCCCUGGAGCAAGCUCAAGUCUGGUCGGGAAACCUUCCGUAGGAUGUGGAAAUGGUUGCAGGAGCCUGAGUUUCAGAGAAUGUCCGCGCUCAGGCUCGCAGCGUGCAAACGAAAGGAGCAGGAGCACGGUAAAGGCGAGCGGGGAAACAUCUCCAAGAAGCCCCGGUUGGUCUUCACCGAUGUCCAGCGUCGGACUUUACAUGCAAUAUUCAAAGAGAACAAGCGUCCGUCCAAAGAGUUACAAAUCACCAUCUCUCAGCAGCUGGGCCUGGAGCUCGCCACCGUCAGCAACUUUUUCAUGAACGCGCGUCGACGGAGCCUCGAUAAGUGGCUGGACGACGGCAGCUCCAACUCGGCCAACUCCUCCUCCUCCAGCACUUGUACCAAAGCAUGAUGGAGUAACGGCUGCAUUGUGGGGAAAAAAAGAAAAAAAAAACUUCGGUGGAAAAGCUUUAAACAAAGAAAACUUAACAAAAGACAAUUUUAGACAGCGUUUGCCCUUAAAACUUGUACAGUACCGAUAUUUAUAAUAUCCAAAGAAAAACACCAAAGACUGCUUUGACCUGCAUUUAGGACUUUGUUCGUUUAGCCUAUGUCUGACAUUCUGCAAAAAAACAAAAAAAAAAAAGAAGAAGAAGAAAAGAACUUACACUCCAAUCACUGGUCGUUCCCCACUCUUCCCCAUAACCUGCGUCAAAAACAUUUCUUUUUCGUUAAUGUUCAUGUGAUUUUAAGAACUUUUUCUCAUCAAUGAUUGGUGAUUAUUUUUCAAAAAUGGAGUGAUUGUUAUUCACUCUGAUGUCCGAUUUUGUGACGUCACAUACUCACCUCUGUGUUUUUAGGUAUCCCAAAUCUAGCCAGGGAUGCCAAAUACAAUCAGGUGGUGUAGAAUCUUGACAGUUUUCCUGAAUGUCACCCUCAGGAUAGUGCUUUCUUCCUAAUUGCUGGAAAAGUCACAUAGGAACCCAAAAAUACAUGUGAACUUGCCAUCUCCACGACUUAUCGAUCAAUCAAUCACAGAUGGUAGAACCAAAGAAACACGUGUAUUUAAUUUAUUUAUCUAUUUAUUUAUUUAUUUAUUUGCUUUGCUUUAUCAGACCAAACUAUGUUGAUUACUCUUUAUCAAGACACCCAGUUACAGUUCAAAUCAGGUGACUAUGGACUGUGGGUUCUAUAGCCAUUCGACAUAUAAUUAGAUCUCUUCUUUGUCCCAAAACUAACUCAAUCAGUCAGACACAUGUCGGGACACAGCUUAUCUCGUCCUUCAGUCUUGUGAUUAUUUCAGGGAGAUUUUUGCUAGCUUUAACCUGCCUUUUUUACCUGUAUUUUUAAAUGCCAGUUGCUGAAAACCAAAGAUAAUGUUACACCAACCAGCACCUGUCAUUGUUUCAUAUACACAUCCAUCCAUAAAGCACAGCUACACGGGAGAUAUUAUUUAAAAAACUACUCAGCACAGUGUUUUGUCAUUUAGUAUAGUUAGCUUUGUCUGGAUCCUGUUAAUUAGUUUGAAAGUUAGGUUGUUUUGUGUUAUACAGACUUUCAUACAUCACUUCUUAACCCUAGAAUGUCAGUGUAAUGAGUGUGGCUGUCAGCAUGCUUUCAAAAACUCAAAACCCAUCUGCUGUCAUGUAUCAUAUCCCAUUAAGCUCACUUAGAUACUUUUUAAUUUCUUGAUAGAAGGCUAUUUCAUUGUCUAAUGCAUCAUUUUCAUGGCACCGACCAUCAACACCUCCGCAGUGUCCCCCAUUCAGGCCCAAUACCCUUGUAGAGAGAGGGAGCGCAUUCUAUGCAUUUCACAACUAGGAAGAAAGCAUUAUGGAGACCGAAGAAGGGUGAUGCGUUCGCUUCAUAUAACAGACUCACUCAAAACUCACAAGAUAUCUGGCCUUGUUGUCUCUUGUGGUGUGUUUUAGCUUUAAAAAAUAUAUUUGGUAUUUACGACUAUUACAACAUCGAAGCAUAUAUAAAAGAGCGCUGCUUCCUCAUGUAGAAAAGAAAAACAAAUGACCAAAAAAAAAACAUGUUAAGACCUGCUGAUAUUUAUAGUGUGAACCAAAGAUGCUACCUCAGUCCGUUUCCAUUCGUGAUUUCUAUCAAAGUAAUGAUACCAAAGAAUACCAAAGAUUUGUUCUCUUUGCACGGCCUAAAUGAAUGAUAUGGUGGAUGAAUAGAUGGUGUGUUUCCACUCCUUUCCUCUCCUCUCCUUCGCUCUAAUGCUCUCCUAUCACUCAUCCGUGCUCAUGUAACAGCGCCCUCGGCAGACAUGUGUUAAACUCACAGGACGAGUGCCUUGCUUGAACCAAAGUGUUAAACCGCCGUUGACCUCUCGACACCCACCUUUUAACUCUCGGAAUACCUCAGCCUGUGGAAGGGCCACUGAUGAAGAAAAAAGUGGAAUAUUUCUUCUCUCUCACCGUGGUGCUUUUGCCAGCGCAACCAUGCAAUGAAAACAUACCAAAGGAAUUUCUCUUGCUUUCUCCAACUCUUUGCUGACAUACCAAAGCUCCUUUUCACCGCCCUGCCAAAUCUGCCGCUUGCCCCGCCUCCCCCUCGUCACAUCACCAGUGGGUGUGUCCACCGAUUAGGCCGUGCACAUCUUUACCAAUAUCUGAAUACCUCAUAGUAAUAAAUUUUCACAGUUCUGUUGUAUAGAGAGUUUAUGUGAUUAAGACAGAACUGAACUAGUUUGGUAAAUCGUUGAUGUUACUUCGGGAAAAAAGCUUUAUGAGUAUUUAUUUUGAUGGUUUUGGCUAAAGUGCUCAGUUUUGGUCACCAAAGGGCAAGUUUCUGUGAUAGCAGACCGAAACUUGCAGGAAGGAAAAAAAGAAGCUUAUUUUUUAUUAAAGCCUUGUGUUAUUCCGAUACUUUAAGGAUGUUUGACUAUUCUUUUUUACAGGGUAAAACCAACUGCUGUGAUUCUGUGUCUAUUCGUUCACUUUCUUCUAUACUGUGUUGUGAUUUCCGUUUAUUUAAUUGCAUUUUUUUCUUUUUGUAUCGCUUAACCUCUGUUUUAAUUUAUGUAUUUGUAGAAAAUAUAGAUUUGUACAUAGUAGGUUUUUUGAAAAAAAAAAAAAAAAAAAAAACGUAACAAAAAAAAUGGACAUUCAUUUUUAUUUUACAGCCUUAUGUCUGAAGUGUAGAUAUAUCGAUGAAUUUCCACUCCUCUAUGUUUGUAUGUUAGAUGGCACUUUGGCCCAUGUACGAAUACACUGCCAGAGAUCCGAACGGUCACCCACAGAGACCCGCAGAGGACUGACCUCAUAGCGGCAACAACAAGCAGUGUGAUGUUUUGUUUUAUGUUUUUUUUUUUUAUUUAAAUGUCCAGAAUGAUUUGUCUUUGUAUUACUAAUCAUUGUUUUAUGGGUAUUGCUGCACAUCCAAAGAUUUUCUAACCAAACCAAAAAGUGGGAGGGAAGGGUGGGGAGGGGGAUAACGAAAGAAGUAGCGUAAUUUUUGCAUAAGCACUGGCGUUUGUGAGGUCAAUUGCUGUCUCCACGGGUAUGAACCAGUAGUGGUCAUAGAGGGACAAUGUAGACAAGCUUUAGUUCAAAUUACUGGGUGACAUAUACUGCUAAACAGUACAAUCUGUGGCUUAUGGGACUGAGGGCUACAAGUCCUGCUCACUUUGCUGUGUCAGACACUUGAGUGGGUGGAGCAUGGGCGGGGCAGCAGGUCUGCCAUGGGCGGGGGCCACGUCGCUGGGUUGUUUUUUUAUAUGACGUGGCACAGCCGCCUAGAUCCAUCUGAUGUUAACUUUGGUUGGAACAUGUGUACUGACAAUGAGCAAAGUCUAAUAAAUUUGAAAAGAAAACAGGAAUUGGUGUGUGCAUGUGUUGGGAAGGGUGAAAGUGUGAGUUUAAUGUUGUAUCUUGAAGCUGAUUGUAACUUCUGAUCCACUAGCAGUACCAAUCGGAAUUCUGGAAUGAGUUUCAAACACUCUUUCCAAAUUAACGAUUAAAUAAUUCCAAAUUACCAAAUUAGAGAUGCCUGCUUUAGGGAUAAACCAGCCUAAUCUCGCAAGAAAACGUAAGUAUUUUACGUUUUGUCAGUUUAGCGACGAAAUCGUACGAGUUUAGUUGUAUGAAAUUGUACAAUUUUAAAAAGGAGGUGUGGCAUCUAACCCCACCCCUAAACCCAACCGUCAUUGGAGGAUGAGCAAGUCGUUCUAAAUUGUAUGAAUUAGAUUGUACGAAUUCUUAGGAAUUAGCCACUAAAUCAAAAAGUUAUGAAUUGCUGUGAGAUUGUGUUGGAUAAACUGUACUUGGCCUUUCUCCUAAACUCUUUGGACACGAUCGAUGUCAAAAGAAGUAUCAGUGGUAGUCGUCAGACAAUCUGAUGGAUUAUAUUUGAUAAACAAUUAAUAAUUUGCAUAAAUUUGGCACAAUCCGAUUUGUCCAUUUGCAUAUGAUUUUCUCAUGCCCCAAAAGCCUUAUGUUUACUUUUAUAUUUAGGGGUAAAUCUUUUAUGUUUACUUCUUACUAAAAAUUGUACAUUUUUAUAUAAAUACAAUUGUACAAAUACGAACCUUCCAUUACAUUAUACACUAUAUUUACCUUUUCCUUUGAGACUAAGUUGCAUGAACCUCCAAAAAUGAGUUGGCAAAAAGUGUUAUGAUGAUAAUUCUUACUAAUUAUUACAAGUUAACUACUAAUUCCACAAAAAAUGUAAACUAGUGUUUUACAAAACAACAAGUGAGAUUGGGUUUGUACAAUCCUUACAAACUGAAAAAAUACAGAAAAUACAGCAAUUAUGUUUAAAAUUAUGUUUUAAUUAAAUAUCGUGAUGAUAUUUUAUUAAAAACAUUACUAUUUACGCUAUAUUGUUAGCACUUACAAGUUUUUACAAUGUUUUGUCAAUAUUUGUCUCAACGUAAUAUUUGUCUCUUAACGAAAAUGGUUAAGUUUUACUGUCUGUGAGACUCAUUUUGAAACCUCUACAAGUCAGUUUUAGGCAAAACAUUGCUAUAAUUUCACUUUUCAAUUUAUUUAUUUAUUUUUUUAAACUUUUACUUUGUGAGUAAACCCCUAAAAACUCACAGAUUUAGUACUGGUAUCAUUACUUCAACAAAAAAAAAAUUAAAUUUCUGUUUGAUGCUGCUAGUGGUUCAGGCUUCAUAUUUGAAAGUUCCCCUCAUUGGGGACUUGUGUGUGUGUCUGCUUUGGAAAGAAGGUACCACUUUAUGACAUUAUGAAAACCGAUGUUCGUUAACUUAGCAGGAUUGUAGAAAACGCAGGAUAGUCUCUCUGUGCUGUACAAUCAGAGUUGUUUCAUUCCGUGCUUUAGGUUUGUUGGCUAUAUGUUGCGUAACCUAUAAUAGAGAGAUGAUCCAGAUGCAGCAUUUAGGAUUUGUUUUAGUAUAACGAGUCAAGAGCCUCUCUGCCCAGAAUCCCUCCCACAACACAGUCAAAGAAGUGUUUGCCCACAGCAUCACAGCAGCUCUGCAUCAGAAUACUCACCCCCUUCUCCUCCCGAAACCCCUAUGCUCCGUCCCGACCCACCCCUCUAAAGUAGUGUCUAGCUUAGAUAGCUCGAUGUAUGUGAAUGUUGGGAUUGCUCUAAUCAUUAAUUCCUAUCCCAGUUGGUUGUCGUGGAAAAGGAGUUCCUAUUUGAUAGAAGGCUUGGCUCUGUGUGCCGUAUAAUACUGAGAGCGCCUAAGACAAUCAGCUGGAAAACAAAAAUCAUGUUUUUCAUUUUUUUAAAUAAUCCUUUUUUUUGUAGGUCCAAGAGGGACUACUUCCAGCGAUGAUUAUUAUAACGAAGAAGGAAGGUUUUGAUAAACUGAAAAAUAAACUUGCUGACAUUUUCUUUUUCGCAAAAAAUGUAGUGCUCGUUUCCAUUUCGAACAGUGCAUCUUGUAUCAAGCUGGUUCUGUUUUUUUACAUUUUUCUUUACUCUCAGCCUGUUUUCUCUCUGUAUGUUGUGUCUGUUUCAGUGGAGGAAUGCAGUAGGUAUUACUCUCAGGUUGUAAUGCGUCAUGCUUUUCAUUUGAAACUCUUAUCUAUCAAUUUUCUUUGUUUGUUUAUUUGUUUGUUUGUUUUUUUUCUUUCUUCUUUCCUGUUAGCUACUGUUCUCUAUGCCGUGCAAUAUCAUCUUCUGUGUUUGCUACGCAAGAAAAAAAAAAACAGAAAAAGAAAAAAAAAAGAUGCAAGUAAUGAUGUCACCAUGCUUUUUUCAGUGUUCAAAUGUUUCAGCAUUUCUGUAGUCACAAAAAUGUAGAAAAUAAAAAGGUUGGGUUUUCCAGCACAUUACAACCAGA